AGAAAAAAUCCAGGCAAGCCCCAGGAGCGCAGCAGAGCCCCCCACGGCCGAGCCCCGCGGAAUCCCCCGGCAGAGCCCGCGGAGCAGCAGCAGCGGGAGCGGCCGCAGCCCGCGGAGCGGCGCCGCGAUGAAUUCCUACUUCACCAACCCGUCCCUGUCGUGCCACCUCGGCGGCGGCCAGGAGGUGCUGCCCAACGUGGCCGCGCUCAACUCCAGCUACGACCCCGUGCGGCAUUUCGGCGGCUACGGCGCGGCCGUGGCGCAGAACCGCAUCUACUCCUCGCCCUUCUACUCGGCGCAGGAGAACGCCGUGGUGUUCGGCUCGGGCCGCUCGCCCUACGAGUACGGCUCGAACGCCUUCUACCAGGACAAGGAGGUGCUGAGCAGCUGCCGCCAGAGCUCCGUGGGGCCGCACGGGACCCCCAACUCCAUCGCGCAGGAUUUCCCCGGCGAGCAGGGCCGGGCCGCGGCUCAGGAGCAGAAAUCCGGCAUCCAGAUCUACCCCUGGAUGCAGCGCAUGAACUCGCACAGUGGAGUGGGUUACGGGGCCGACCGCCGGCGGGGCCGCCAGAUUUACUCGCGCUACCAGACGCUGGAGCUGGAGAAGGAAUUCCACUUCAACCGCUACCUGACGCGGCGGCGCCGCAUCGAGAUCGCCAACGCGCUGUGCCUCACCGAGCGCCAGAUCAAGAUCUGGUUCCAGAACCGCCGCAUGAAGUGGAAAAAGGAGACGAACCUGAGCUCCACGCUGGGAGGGGGGGGAGCGGCGGCCGCCGACAGCUUGGCCAAGGAGGAGAAGCGCGAUGAGACAGAGGAGGAGAAGAAGGAGUGAUGGAUUUCUUUUUGUCGCCCCCUCCCUUCCCCUCUUAUCCCUUUUUUCUCCCUCUUUUUGUCCUAUUUAUCGU
Camarhynchus parvulus is the source of this 905-nucleotide messenger RNA. It is a transcript of the gene HOXC6, whose product is annotated as homeobox C6. The record is from RefSeq and is a predicted model, not a curated record. Gene Ontology annotation, cellular component: nucleus. Gene Ontology annotation, biological process: anterior/posterior pattern specification; regulation of transcription by RNA polymerase II. The transcript has 3 exons. Lineage: Eukaryota; Metazoa; Chordata; Aves; Passeriformes; Thraupidae. Gene Ontology annotation, molecular function: RNA polymerase II cis-regulatory region sequence-specific DNA binding; DNA-binding transcription factor activity, RNA polymerase II-specific. The coding region runs from base 128 to 832 and encodes 234 amino acids.